CGCAAACUCUAGAAAUAUGGAGACAUCGAGCAAACGAAUUCGUGGAAAUACACCGACCCAGUGGACAGAAGAACGCCGUUCCAGAUGUGCGCGAUGUUUCCUGUACAGCCAUCGUAACGGGCAAUGUCCGGCGCUAAACCGUAAUUGUAACAAGUGUGGGAAGCGCGGACAUUUUGUUGCAGCAUGUCGCCAGAAACAACUGAACACCAUGCAGUAUGAUCGCAGAGAAAGAUCCAUGGACAGUACAUCAUCGAGAGAACACGAAUACGAGAAUGCCAAGCAGGAAGUUAAUGCACUAUCCUUAGAUGACGUCUUGAUAGACUGCUCUGUCGGAUCUUCCAGUCCUAUAAGCUUUUUAAUAGACUCGGGUGCUGAUGCGAAUAUCAUUGGUGGGAAAGACUGGGAACAGCUUGAACGUGAGACCAGACAAGGCGUAGCAACGAUUGAAAUGAUUGGCCGUAAUUCAAGGAACAAAUUCCACGCAUAUGGAUCACAGGAUCCGAUAGUCAUCGAAUGCAGCUUCAAAGCUAAAAUCAAUACCAUUAAACCAUGUUCAUCGGAAUUGAUCAAACCUGCUAUCUUUCACGUCGUACUUAGAGGAAAAGAUCCUCCUUGGACGGUCUACUGCAAGCGACAUGGGACUGUUACUUAUCAGCAACAGCGUGAACAGCUGUGA
Armigeres subalbatus is the source of this 676-nucleotide messenger RNA. RefSeq lists its product as uncharacterized. The transcript has 2 exons. Lineage: Eukaryota; Metazoa; Arthropoda; Insecta; Diptera; Culicidae. Gene Ontology annotation, molecular function: aspartic-type endopeptidase activity; zinc ion binding; nucleic acid binding. Gene Ontology annotation, biological process: proteolysis. Bases 17 to 676 code for a protein of 219 amino acids. The record is from RefSeq and is a predicted model, not a curated record.